AUGGAUCCUUCCAACAUUCUUGGUUUCCCACAACAUCAACUAGUUCAACUUCAAGACGAUUGUGCAAGACAAAUGGAGAAAAUUCGAGAACAUAGGGAUUUCUAUAUGGAGAAACUUGGCGACGCCGAGACUGUCAAUCAGGGACUUGAGAAGCGAAAUGUGAUACUGAUUGGACGACUCGAGAAGAUGAACAUAGCUAUGCAGGAACUCAUGGCGGAGAGGGAUUCCUAUAAGAUGGAGAUCCAAGUCAUCAAGGAGGAUGCGGAGAGAAUUCGGGAGCAUCAUGCCAAGGAGCUUAACGACAAGAACCGGAUGAUCCACAAUCAAGGCGUUUGUCUCAAUUCAGAAGUGCAAAAAUACGCAGAAAAGUUGACGGUGCUUCAGGAACAACAUGUCGAGCAGAUCGAAGACAAGGACUUGGAACUUCAAACGCUUCAGGGCAAAUUGGCGGCUGGCCAGGAGCAACAUGUCAAGGAGCUUAACGACAAGGACCUGAAAAUCCAAGAACUGGAGACCCGUCUAUCUGCGGCGAAGCAACAAACCACCGAUCAGCUUGUGGAGUUUACAAAUGAGAAGGACCGACUUUCUCUAGAUAUGCAGAAGCUUCAGGAGGAGUGUUUGAAGGCUGAGCGAGGUCUUCAAGAUGUAAGAGUGAUGUUGAAGGAAGUCCAGCGUCAGAAGGAGAAGGAGGCCACCUCUGAGCCAACUACUCAACUCCACAUUGAGCUCGGCAAGCUCUAUAUGGAACUCCAGGAAGCAAAGAAGCCACAGGAGGCUCGAUUGGCUGCUAAGAACAAGGGAAUCGAGUAUCUCACGGAGCAACACAAAGCAAAGCUGGCCGCUAAGGAUUCGGAAAUCCAAAGAUUGACGGAGAUUGUUAAGGAGGGAGAAGAGAAGAAUAAGAAUCGUGAAGAGAUGAUUACCAACCUUCGGAAGAUAAUGUUCGCCUUGGAAUAUGAGAAUACGGAGAUGAAGAAAAAGACGAAAAAGGGAGCAGCGCCAAGUGAUAGCAGAGCGGACUAG
Messenger RNA from Caenorhabditis remanei, 1023 nucleotides. RefSeq lists its product as uncharacterized. Lineage: Eukaryota; Metazoa; Nematoda; Chromadorea; Rhabditida; Rhabditidae. The coding region runs from base 1 to 1023 and encodes 340 amino acids. The record is from RefSeq and is a predicted model, not a curated record. The transcript has a single exon.